UUGUUUGUUCGUGAGAGGCAGAGACACAGGCAGAGGGAGAAGCAGGCUCCUCGCAGGGAGCCGGAUGCGGGACUCGAUCCCAGGACCCCAGAAUCACACCCUGAGCCAAAGGCAGACGCUCAACCCACUGAGCCACCCAGGAAGACCUCCGUGUGGAUGGCCGUGGCUGUGAGGACUACCGAUGUGUUGAAGUAGAAACUGAUGUGGUGUCUAACACCAGUGGGUCAGCCAGGGUCAAACUAGGUCACACAGACAUCUUGGUGGGAGUGAAAGCAGAAAUGGGGACGCCAAAGCUGGAGAAACCAAAUGAAGGCUACUUGGAGUUCUUUGUUGACUGGCCUCCUGACUUCCUGGGCCCGCCCGAGGGAAGUAUUCCACUCUCCAGAGAGUUCGUUAUUGCUGCCAAGUUCAGCCAAUGCUACCCCUGAGUUUGAAGGCCGAGGAGGUGAUGACCUUGGCACAGAGAUUGCUAACACCCUCUACCGGAUAUUUAACAACAAGAGCAGCGUUGACCUGAAGUCCCUCUGCAUUAGUCCCCGGGAGCAUUGCUGGAUUCUCUAUGUGGACGUGCUGCUGCUGGAAUGUGGUGGGAAUUUGUUCGACACCAUCUGCAUUGCCGUGAAGGCUGCUCUCUUCAACACAAGGAUACCAAGAGUUCGUGUUUUAGAGGAUGAAGAGGGGUCCAAGGACAUUGAACUCUCAGAUGACCCUUAUGACUGCAUCCGGCUAAGUGUGGAGAAUGUCCCUUGCAUUGUCACCCUGUGCAAGAUUGGCUAUCGGCAUGUAGUGGAUGCUACUCUUCAGGAGGAGGCCUGCUCUUUGGCCAGCUUGUUGGUGUCUGUGACCAGCAAGGGAGUCGUAACAUGCAUGAGGAAAGUGGGAAAGGGCAGCCUGGACCCAGAGAGCAUCUUCGAGAUGAUGGAGACUGGCAAGCGAGUGGGCAAGGUGCUGCAUGCCUCCCUGCAGAGCGUCCUACACAAGGAGGAAAGCCUGGGGCCCAAGAGACAGAAAGUUGGAUUCCUGGGGUGACUUGCACAUCAACACAAAUGUGGGGUGUUUGUUAUUUUGCUUUCCUCUUAAGCCGCAGUUUGUAUAUAUUUUUCUUAUCUAUUAUGAAUUUGAGCUGCCAUUUGUACCUGUAAAAUUAAAGUAUAUUUUCUAGUUUG
Nyctereutes procyonoides (raccoon dog) is the source of this 1166-nucleotide messenger RNA. RefSeq names its product exosome component 7 (gene EXOSC7). The coding region runs from base 307 to 1029 and encodes 240 amino acids. Gene Ontology annotation, biological process: U1 snRNA 3'-end processing; exonucleolytic trimming to generate mature 3'-end of 5.8S rRNA from tricistronic rRNA transcript (SSU-rRNA, 5.8S rRNA, LSU-rRNA); U5 snRNA 3'-end processing. The transcript has 9 exons. Lineage: Eukaryota; Metazoa; Chordata; Mammalia; Carnivora; Canidae. The record is from RefSeq and is a predicted model, not a curated record. Gene Ontology annotation, cellular component: nuclear exosome (RNase complex); cytoplasmic exosome (RNase complex).